AAAGAACUAUAAAAGGGUUAGAACUUCCACCUUGAUCAUCUGUCAUCGCGCAAUCUCAAAAGUCAAUCACACAAUAACACCAUUAUUCACCACAUAUAUCUUUGAUAAAAAUCAGAAAUCAUGAAGUUCUCAUACGCUGCUAUUGUUCUCGGAGCUGCCUCUGUCGUAUCAGCUCAAAGUGCUGCCUGUACAGCAGCUGUGGCCGCUGUGCCCGCUUGCGGCGCUUCUUGCAUCAAUGCAGCCGCUGCGACAUAUUGCGCGGCGGACGACUACGCUUGUGAAUGCGCAGCUGCCACCUUUUCCAAGAUCGAAAGUGACGCUACCAAUUGUGUUAUUACCAAUUGUGGAGCUACCGUCGCACUUCAAGUCUUGAGCGCUUCCAAUGCCGUUUGUACCGCCUGUGCUUAAGCUUGCACUUUUGUGGCCUAUGGGUCAUUCAAAGUCCUUGUAUGGGUUGAGGGGAUAUGGUGGUGUUUGGUUUGGCUGUGGUUUGGAUAAAAUGGCAAUCAAUGAUUGAACCUCAUGGGUGGAUAAUUGUUGUCCAUUGAAAAUGAAAUUUGAAGUGUCUGAAAACCAGAAACAACUGAGAUCCCGCUGCCGUGAAUUUUUUCCAGAAUCAUACUUACUCAAGACGAUCUAGCAAUGGAGAAUUCCUCACUC
Messenger RNA from Botrytis sinoallii, 660 nucleotides. RefSeq lists its product as uncharacterized. Lineage: Eukaryota; Fungi; Ascomycota; Leotiomycetes; Helotiales; Sclerotiniaceae. The record is from RefSeq and is a predicted model, not a curated record. The coding region runs from base 121 to 408 and encodes 95 amino acids. The transcript is spliced from 2 exons.